CACUUGUGGCCUCCUCAUGAUACGCCACCCAGCAUCACAAGUUUCCAGACAUCCAGGGAUAUUUGCAUUUGAUAAGGGACAGCAAGUUUAUCACUUCAUCCGGGCGUCGUCAUUUUCCGCGUUGCGGGUCUCUUCGUGGGACGGAAUACCAAGAAGGAGAACUACAAAAAACGCGGUGCAGCUGCAACCACUGCCGACCAGGAAGCAGCAACGGCCCCUAAUCCCAGUACCACCGAAACCGAAGAUGCGGCAGCGGGUGAAGCACCUGCUUCCGCCAAGCCUGAGCCGCAUGAAACUACUGCAGUUUUUGACCAAAGUGUUGAACAAGCCCCAACUACUUCAACGGUGA
Molecule: messenger RNA, 349 nt
Organism: Amoebophrya sp. A120
Lineage: Eukaryota; Dinophyceae; Syndiniales; Amoebophryaceae
Source: the annotation of a GenBank genome assembly